AACCCCAAUCAUAAAAUGUAAUGUUUAUUUUGCCCAUUAAAACAAACAUCUGUAUACUCCUACCAUUCAGGCAACUGCUAGCUACAGACGAUAACACCGCUCUAUAUCGCUAUAGGACGGAACCAAUGAACUAUCAAUCAAUCAACCGGUGUUUUCGAUAUUUACAGUGAUUUUUCCUGUUCGCGAGGCCGUUCGCCGGCUUGGUAUAGGCUAGAGGCCCAGCUGAACCCCUUUCGUGAUUAAGUUUCGGUUUAUUAUGGGACAUCAAUUUGCGACUACGAUGGUGGGUGACUUCUUGGAUCAUGUAAAGCAGUAAACAGAAACUACAUGUCCGCAAACAAUAGGCCCACCCAUAAAAGUCAAUUCGGGGUUUGCGCUCCUUACAACCACAAUAAAUAAGUCAUAAAAGAAAAUUCGUUUAGCUCUUGUUUCCUUUUUUUAUUGAAGGUAAGGGUUACUGAAGGGGUUAGUAGUUUGGGCGAGGUAGUGAAUUCAUUCUUAACAUUCUUAACGGUAUAACCAACCAGAAACCACUCGAUGGGGAAAUUUUCUCGGUUCUUCCGGUUUGGAAGUAAAGUUUCGCUGAGGCCAAUCAGUCAGCUGGUUCGUGUUGACGGGUACAGUUCACAGCCCAGUAGGAUUUGAGAAAGCCUUUCAAGAGAAAGCUAUUUUAGAUAAGUUGAACGUUGUUAAAUCAUUACCAUAGGUAUUAGUCGAAAAAGGCGAUUACAUAUGGAUCACAGCGAAUUUAAGCGACUGUUGGAGAGAGAAGGCCGGAAAGAGUACCAGUUGAUACUGAGAAGGUGUAAUGAUUUUGGUUUCGAUUAUGUCAUCAAACGACCGCCUCAAGCCAGGAUAUGUUUCGGCUCGACCAUCCAGAGAGAAGCGGUUCCUUUGAAGGGUCCCGCCUUGAGCUCCAUCAUGCGCCGCACUAUGCCCGAAGUGAGCGGAGAGAAUCUGGCCCCCGGAUCGUACAACAUCACCUACUAUGACAAACCAUCCCAUCCGGUGCUGCAGAAGGUGUGCAGCAAACGUGGAUAUGGUUCCCUAUCCGCCACCACGAUCCGUUUCAAAUUCGACGAAGUCAGCAGCACACCGGGCAUGGGAGAGUACGAUACGACCAAGGUGAAACCGGUGAAGACCUCCAGCUAUCCUUUUGGGGUGAAGGUGCCACGAUGGAGAGAAAAGCCCAGCCCUGCUGUGCCAGGACCCGGGACCUACUCGUGCAAGCAAAGGAAAGACAUCCGACUGCAAUCGUUUGGGGGUAAAAUCAAAAUCAUUCCAGCAACGAUGACAAUCUGCAAGACGGACAACUUCGACAGGUGCUACCGUUGUGAUCAGACGCCGGAGGUGGACUACUGGAAGCACUUCAAGAGCGAUCGAAGCCUCUGCCGGAGGUGUAUGGAGAGGGAGAUCGACGACGCCAAGUACCGAUCGAAAACCAAAUCAGUCAUGGUGAACCGGUUGGCCGCACUCAAGGAGUUUCAGCGCAUUCGUCACUGUUCCUAUUACCACAAGCAUGACAAAACGACGGCGGCAAUCCAGUUUGUAAGCAAUCGGGACUUGAAGCGGAAAUUUAGAAUUGAAAAUUACUUGUCGAUGUAUGAAUAAACGAAAAAAAGUUGCGC
Molecule: messenger RNA, 1628 nt
Organism: Aedes aegypti (yellow fever mosquito)
Lineage: Eukaryota; Metazoa; Arthropoda; Insecta; Diptera; Culicidae
Exons: 4
Coding region: 733-1611 (292 amino acids)
Biological process (GO): regulation of cell projection organization
Cellular component (GO): ciliary basal body
Molecular function (GO): cytoskeletal protein binding
Source: RefSeq, a predicted model, not a curated record